GGGAUUUAGACCCUACUCAUGAAAGCGUCAGCAGUCAUGUGAUCACUAGUUCUGUCCUGUGGGCUUCCUGUAUAUAAGGACCUCAGUGUCUUCUGGAAGAGUAGGAGGAUCGUCUCGGCUCGACUCCUCAUGGCAAGUGCAACUGUUCUGUGUAGGAACAUCGUGUGACUGAUCCAGUGACAAUGGACAGGAAAGGCAGCAGGUUAAAUGAACAGAUACUAAGUUUGACCCUGGAGAUCAUCUAUUUGUUGACUGGAGAGGACUAUGGACCUUUGAAGAAGUGUGAUCACCAUGUUACUCCCAGCUGCCAUCAAGUUUUCGAAAAAUUAGGCAAGGUUCAAAGCCACACCACGGUAGAACCACCCUUCUUCCUGCUUUAUGAGAGAAGCAAUGAUCAUAAGAUCCUAGACCUCACACACAGGAUCAUUCAUCUAAUGACUGGAGAGGUUGCUAUGAGGAGUCAGGAUGUCACUGUCUAUCUCUCCAUGGAGGAGUGGGAGUACUUAGAAGAACACAAGGAUCUGUACAAGGACAUUAUGAUGGAGGACCAACAGACUCUGACAUUACUGGACAGGACUAUUAACAGAAAUACCCCAGAGAGAUGUCCUAGUCCACUUCCUCCACAGACUUCUACAGUGGAAGACCACAGUGUUCCACAGGGCGAUCAUGAUGACUUCCCCAUUAUUGUCAAAGCUGAGAUGAUCGCAGAAGAAGUAGAGACAUAUGACUGUGGUGAUGAGCAGUGCAAGCAGGAGGUAACGCUUACACAUGUCAGCCAAGAUGAAAACAGAACAGUUUCUGAUGAAUGUUCAGAUUUACCUUACAUUUGUGAAAUAGGAGAAGCCAACAGUGUGCAACAUAUCCCACCAGAAAACGAUAUUAUCCCAGUUAUACGUCGUGUACUUUACAGUGAACAAGUUCCUUCCUCUGAACAAGGAGGAUGUUCUGGGAAACCAGAGGCUGAGACACAUAGCUCAUCCCAGGAUGAUAAACAAUUUUCAUGUAUGGAUUGUGGGAAAUGUUUUUCCCAUAAAUCAUCUCUUGUUGCUCACCAGAAGAGUCACACAGGAGAGAAGCCAUUCGUAUGUUCCCAAUGUGGAAAAUGUUUUACAAGAAGAUGGACACUUGCUGAACAUAAAAAAACUCACGAAGGCCUAAAACCUUUUCAUUGUUCUGAUUGUGGGAAAUAUUUCUCGGUAAAAUCUUCCUUGACUGAACAUCAGAGAAUACACACAGGGGAGAAACCGUUUUCCUGUUCAUACUGUGGGAAAUGCUUUUCACAUAAGUCAACGCUUAAUCAGCAUCAGAGAAUCCAUACUGGGGAGAAGCCGUUCUCAUGUUUGGAGUGCAAGAAAACCUUCAAGCAUAAAUCUGCUCUUGUAGAACAUCAGAGAAUUCACACAGGAUUGAAGCCCUUUGCGUGUCUUGAUUGUGGGAAGUAUUUUGCCUAUAAAUCAGGGCUUGUGGAGCAUCAGCGGAACCACACAGGCAGCAAACCAUUUUCAUGUUCAGAUUGUGGAAAAUGCUUUACGUUUAAGUCAACUUUUAUCAGUCAUAAGAGAAUCCACACAGGUGAGAAACCAUUUUCAUGUGCAGAGUGUGGAAAACUUUUCCGACAGAGAUCAAACCUUGUUGACCAUCAGCGAAGUCACACUGGGGAGAAGCCUUUCUCUUGUUCCGAGUGUGGGAAGGGUUUCUCCAAAAGGUCAAGUCUCACAGAACAUCAGAGAAUGCACACCGGGGAACGUCCAUUUUCUUGUUCUGAAUGUGGUAAAACUUUUACACACAAAUCUACCCUUUACGAGCACAAGAUGAAUCACACUGGCAUGAAGAUGUUCCCUUGUUCUCAAUGUGAUAAAUCUUUCACCAACAAGUCAGGUCUCUUACGACACUGGAGAACACACACAGAUGAUAAACCAUUUCCAUGUUCUGAAUGUGGUAAAUGUUUCAAACUGAAGUCAGAUCUUGCUAGGCAUCAGAAAAUCCACUCUAAUGAGAAAUCUUUUCUUUGUACAGAAUGCAGGGAGAGUUUUACAGAGAAAUCUGCUCUUUUCCAACAUCAGCUAUCUCAUAGAGUUGAGAACCCUGUGACCUGUUCAGAGUGUGGGAAAUGCUUUGCAGCAAGCUCAAACCUGGCUAAGCACCGGAGGGUGCACACAGGGGAAAAGCCCUUUUCUUGUUCUGAAUGUGGGAGACGUUUUACUAAUAAAUCAAACCUUGUGACCCAUUACAGAAUACACACCGGCGAGGAGCCAUUUCAGUGCACUGAAUGUGGCAGGCGUUUCAAACAAAAGAAGAACCUAGUUAAACAUCAGAGAACUCACACCAACGUAGCUCCCAUGACAUUACUGUGACAAACAUUUACCCUCACCUCAUUUUGGCAUCCCCAGCUAAUGGCAUUGUUGUAUAGGUGUAAUUGCGUUUGUAAAGUUCACCUUCUGAGGGUGCCAUUACACGUAGCAGAUUUUGUUUCAGAAAAUUCUUCAACUGGAAAACUGUUCCAUGCACCUGAAUGAUGUUUGCAGAUAUUCAUCUGAUUGCCACCAAAAUAACCCCAUUAUGAAUAGAAUAGAUUUUU
This is a messenger RNA of Bufo bufo (common toad), 2578 nucleotides long. RefSeq names its product oocyte zinc finger protein XlCOF6-like. Lineage: Eukaryota; Metazoa; Chordata; Amphibia; Anura; Bufonidae. The record is from RefSeq and is a predicted model, not a curated record. Gene Ontology annotation, molecular function: RNA polymerase II cis-regulatory region sequence-specific DNA binding; DNA-binding transcription activator activity, RNA polymerase II-specific. The transcript is spliced from 7 exons. Bases 183 to 2354 code for a protein of 723 amino acids. Gene Ontology annotation, cellular component: nucleus. Gene Ontology annotation, biological process: regulation of transcription by RNA polymerase II.